AUGAGCAAAUCUUCAUCAGAUGAAACUCCUGACUUGUCACUCGAAGAAGAAACAUUAGAUUCUUAUUCAUUAGUUUUCGAUAAAGUCAAACAGAACUUCUCCACCAGUUCAGAAGUUUCAUUCGCGAAACAUAUUUUGUCGCCGAUUGAUCAGAACCAAACGAUCAUCAAAGAAACAGCACCAAAAUUCAAUCCAUUUCUCUUAUUAUUCGUACAAGAUGACGAAGUCUUAAAUUCAAAUGAAAUCAAUCAUAUUCCAUCAUUGAAUAUCAAAUCAAACGAACACGUGAGUAUUGGACAAGGUCUAUUAGUCGAAGAAUCAAUAGCUGUUUUUGAUCAAGAUCAAAUAAAAAGUUCGAAACCUAUUAAAACACGUUUGCCAACAAAUGAGUCAACAUCAACAAAUAAUUGUUCUCCAACAUCUCCAUGUUCACCCAACAGCAAUUCAUAUACAUUUUACAAUAUUUUCUCAGAUUUCAAGACAACAAUGACACCGGAUGUCGUACCUGAAGAAGAUGAAGAAACAGAAGAAGAAGAAAAUAAAAGCUCUCCUCCACCAUCAACUCCUCCAUCAGCUGUUUUCUAUCUCGAAGAUGAUCAUCCCCAUCAUUCUCAACCCUCCUCCUCAUCGUCUCCACAUUGGCCAUCGUUAAUUCUCAAUCGUUUUCGUCAUGCCAAUCAUCAUCAUGGAAUAAUCAAGCAAAAUUCAGUUAACGAAAAUCAAAUGAGCGUAACCAAAUUACGCAAAACAGAUUCAAUCGAUUCUUCAUUUCCUAAGCAUCGUUUUCUCAAACGUUCACAAACUAUCAAUCAUACGGAUAGUUUAGCCGAUAAAAAAUGCACAAACGAUGAUUUCCCUGAACUGUCUUUACCAACGCAGAACAAUAUCGUGAAAAAACAUCGCUCAUUUGUUUCUAUGUUGCAUCUCUUUCACCAUCAACAUCAAACAUCAGCAUCGAAAAAACACCCCGAUCGAUCGAAUUCAACUGGAACGCUUGAUAUAGAAAAAGUGGCUGUUAAUUCCAAUGAUUUUUCACAAUCAAAAGUCGUUAAACAAAAAACUCUCCUAUCAACAAGUUUUGACGAACACAAUUCUCCAGUGAAAAAGUCGCCUUCGACACCAAUUUUACCCAAGUUAGCCUCGUUCUUUCACCGCCAUCAUCUCUCUGAACAACAUAAAUAUCGCGUGGGAAAUCUGAAAGCACGUCUUCAUCAUCGACGAAAUUCUCCUCCAUUGACAAAUACAGCACCGAAAUUUCAAUGUCAAAUAUCCAAUGAAUUGAUAGAAGAAAUCAAGAAAUUAGAAGAUGAACAAUGCAUCGAUCAAGAUUACAUGCAGUAUCCACGUCCUGCGAAACCGGUGGUUAUGAAACGUGUUCAUACAUGGCAUAAUUCAUUUGACUUACGACCAGUCGAUCAAAACUCGUUAAAAUCUCAACGAACGAUUCGCAAAAGUGACGAGGAAAAUGAUGAAGCGUUUGAGAAAUUUUUACAAGAACAUCGAACAUCGAAGAAGGAAGAAAAAUCACCGGUUGCAGAGAAACGAAGAAAACGAAAUAGUUUGAAAAAUUUUAUUUGUGAUUCAUCAUCUUCAUCGGAAGAAGAAGAAGAAGAUCCAACUGGGUUUUAUCGGAAAGUAAAUCGAAUCAUCGACAAAGAUUUAUCAUGGAGACAAGAGGAUGAUUACGAAACUUCAGACGGAUCAUCAGCUUCUUCAUCCUCUUCCUCCUCCUCCUCCUACGACGACGAAGAAGAUGAUGAAGAAGAAAAUGAAAUUCGAUCACGAAAAACCAAGAAAAUUGCGGUAACUUUUCUUGAAUCACUUUCAAAUUAUGUUCCAUUUGAAGACAAACAUACCGAUGCGAAACAAUAUUUUACUAAAACAGGUUUUAAAAACAAAAACAAACGUCAAGAAUUAGCUGAUAAAUUGUUUUCCAUGUUCGACCGAGAUGUUUUCUCGUCCAAAUUGUCAGAGAACGUAACGACUGUCUGGAGUGGUCGUUUGACAGCAACAGCUGGUCACUGUACAACUCGACGCACAUCUCAAACAGCGAUUAUUACACUUUCAAACAAAGUUUGUGAUUCGCCUGAACGUUGUCGCGAUACACUUUUGCAUGAAAUGUGCCAUGCAGCAGUUUCUCUCAUCGAUGGGAAAAUGAACGAAGGGCACGGACCGUUAUGGCGAAAAUGGACUCGCAAAGCUGAACAACAUUAUCCUUAUUUACCAGCGAUAUCAGUGAAACAUACAUACGAUAUCGCUUAUAAGUUUGUCUAUCGAUGUACCAAAUGCCAAUAUGAAGUUCAACGUCAUUCGAAAUCACUUGAUAUCGAAAUGGAUUUUUGUGGAAAAUGUAUGGGAAAAUUUGAAUUAUUGGUCAAUAAUACAAAGACGAACGAAGUGCAAACACCAAAGAAAACUUUAACUCGAUAUAAUUUGUUUAUUAAAGAACAUUUUCAAACAAUGAAACAAGCACAGCCACAUUUAUCUACCCCACAAUUAAUGAAACAUCUAAGUCAAGAAUAUAAAAAAUCUUUACAACAACAACCUGAAAUUGAUUUACCAGACUUUGAAAAAUUGAAAAUCUAA
Molecule: messenger RNA, 2586 nt
Organism: Adineta ricciae
Lineage: Eukaryota; Metazoa; Rotifera; Eurotatoria; Adinetida; Adinetidae
Source: the annotation of a GenBank genome assembly